Oncorhynchus gorbuscha (pink salmon) is the source of this 1329-nucleotide messenger RNA. RefSeq names its product interferon-induced protein 44-like. The transcript is spliced from 8 exons. NCBI's taxonomy places the organism in Eukaryota, Metazoa, Chordata, Actinopteri, Salmoniformes, Salmonidae. The record is from RefSeq and is a predicted model, not a curated record. Bases 107 to 1162 code for a protein of 351 amino acids.
GACACGCCCACAAGUCUACUGAGAAACAGAUACACAAUACUAUCAGGUCAAACUGAUCCAUAGGCUCAGCUGGUUGUGGAUAAAAUCUCCAAGCAAUCUUGCUAGCAUGUCCUUCAACUUCGGGACGGUACCUGGAAGUUGUCCUGUUUUUUCUACACCAGUUUUGCAUGUUGAGAAACCCUCAUCAAUAACUUUUGCAACAAACUUGUUGGGAGCGGACGGCAGACCUGACUCGGGUAAAGUCUGCAAGGGGAAUGUGAUAAAUGCACCUGGGGGGGUUGCAGGGGCAGAACAGUGGAAAAGUAAGAUGGAGUCCCCAUGGAGGGAGGUGGCAUGGACUGAGGAUCGCAGGGAGACCCUGAUGGAGUCUAUCAGUUCCUAUAAGCCUGGUUGUGAGGCUUUGUCUGAGGCUCGGGUUCUGCUGCUGGGUCCUGUCGGAGCCGGCAAGUCCAGCUUCAUCAGCUCUGUUCAGUCAGCCUUCACAGGAAGAUUCACUAACCGGGCCAUGGUUGGCUCUUCCUCUGCCAGCUUCACCAAAAAGGUAGAGCUCCAGUUGUUCAACAUCCGUGGGCGGAGUCCAGAGCAGCCUACUGCGCUGGUCCUGUGUGAUGUCAUGGGUCUGGGAGAUGGGGAGAAGACUGGACUAACCCUCCAUGACACUCUGGCUAUCAUCAAAGGCCAUGCACCCGAGGGACACAAGUUCAGUCCUGAGCAGCCUGUGAGAUCAGAGACUGUGGGGUAUGUAAAGAAGCCGUCUCUUAAAGACAAGGUCCACUGUGUCGUCUUUGUGGUGGAUGCUUCUAAAGUGUCCAGCUACACCAAAGGUCUGGGCACCACCUUCCAACAGCUCCGAGAACACAUCAGUGACCUGGGUGUGCAUCAAGUGGCACUGCUGACACACGUGGACCAGGUGUGUCAGGAAACUGCCCGUGACAUCACCCAGGUGUACAACAGUCAGAUCGUUCAGCAGACGAUGACCAACGCUGGGGCUCUGCUUGGCAUGUCCACCUCCUACAUCGUCCCGGUGAAGAACUACUCAUCUGAGCUGGACGUUGCUCAGAACACAGACAUCCUUCUGCUCAGUGCUGUGGACCAUAUCCUGCAAUACGUGGAUCUGCAUUUCCAGGACUGUGCAGCAACAUACCCUAAAUUGUCUCUUUAAAAAGGCUGUGAAAUGCUAUAUAAAAAUGCAUUACAUAUGUUUAUCAUGUUUUAUGACUUGCUUGCACUAUUGUUAACUUUUUAAUUUGAUUUGAUUUGAUUUAAUUGGUCCUUUACAGAAGUCUUGCUUUGACUAAGACAAAUAAGUAAAAGUAAUUUUGAAUGGUG